Menidia menidia (Atlantic silverside) is the source of this 4064-nucleotide messenger RNA. The record is from the annotation of a GenBank genome assembly. Lineage: Eukaryota; Metazoa; Chordata; Actinopteri; Atheriniformes; Atherinopsidae.
GUCCAUGAAGGGACGCGUGCUUGAAUUUGAAUUGAGACGAGAUCUUAAAACUUGUAUAGUUAUUAACCAGCUAUUCCAACACAACGCACACUGUUACACUAUAUAUUUUGUUGCAGCGUCAAUUUUGCCUGUGUGUAAUCUUAGCUUUAGUUGCUUUGCAACGUUUAAAUCGGUGCCCAGUACAGUAUUUGCUGAAAUCGCUACUCAAGGACGGAUCACUAUACUUGCAAUGAAAGCGGGUGUCGUCCACUGCCGUUGUUCAAAAUGCUACUCGGUUCCAGCGCGGAAGCGGCUCCGUAAACGGUCUCCAGCCCUCACUCUGCUGUCCCUGCCGGAGGAGAUAGUUCUCUAUGUGCUCCAGUGUCUCUCAGCAGAGGACCUCUUGUCUGUCAGAGCGGUUCAUUCUCAACUGCGGGACAUUGUCGAUAACCACUCCAGUGUAUGGGCCAAGGUUGGUUUCAGGGACACAUGGCCAUCCCCCAACACCUUGUGGCUGUUUGAAAGAGCUGCUGAGAAAGGGAACUUUGAGGCAGCUGUGAAACUUGGGAUUGCUUAUUUGUACAAUGAAGGACCUUUGUUGAGUGAUGAGGGGCGGGCUGAUGUCUGUGGCCGAAAGGCCUCGCACUUCUUCAGCCUGGCAGAGAGCCUGCGUUCUCCCAAAGCCGAUCCCUUUGCCUGGGUCUUCAUCCGUCCGCCAUGGUCGCCCACUGGCAGCUGCUGCAAGGCUGUGGUGUUUGACCGCCUCAAGGCAGAGUGUGAAAACAACAUGGAAAAGCGGGGUCCUUUGUUGCACUGUUUGGCCAGAGUUCUGCUACUGUUCGGGGAGGAAGAAAAGCGUUCAGAUGCCAUAUCGAUGCUGGAGGAAUCGUCCCAAGCCGGCUGUUUACAGAGCUCAUACCUGCUGUGGGAGCACAGUCGUAAAGCAGCCAUGGCAGAUCCGGGCAGGUACCUGCAGUAUAUACGGACCCUCAGGGACUAUGCUAGCAAAGGAUGCUGGGAAGCGCAGUUGUCUCUGGCCAAAGUGUGCAGCACUGGGAAUCCACUUGGCCUGGAGUCCAGGGCAUGCUCCGACUUAGUGGCACAGCUCUUUGGUUCCUCUAUUCCGACAUCACAGCGCUGUGCUCAGGGCGUCCUCAGAAGAGGCAUCAAAGACACCAUGAGGUACAUCCUUGUCGAUUGGCUGGUAGAGGUGACCACCAUGAAAGACUUCUCCAGCCUAACCUUACACGUGACAGUAGGCUGUGUGGAUCGCUACUUGUCCAUGCGCUCUGUUCCCAAGGCUCGCCUUCAGCUGUUGGGAAUUGCCUGCAUGGUCGUUUGCACACGCUACAUCAGUAAAGAGAUCCUGACCAUACGCGAGGCUGUCUGGCUCACAGACAACACUUACAAAUAUGAGGACCUGGUCCGGAUGAUGGGAGAGGUCGUGUCUGUUCUGGAGGGAAAAAUCAGGAGCCCCACGCUGCUGGACUACGGGGAUGUGCUGCUCUUCCUGCUCCCUCUGGAGAGGCGCACCGCCCACCUCUUCAGCUACAUCUGCGAGCUGUCUCUGCUCUACUCUGCUCUGGCCACACCACCUCCUGCCAAACUGGCCUGUGCCGCGCUGCUUCUCACACGAGCCAUACAUCACUAUGGUCCUGUCUGGCCCGCCCUGUUAGCUGACUACACAGGGUUUUCCAAGCAAGACCUCGUUCCUCUUUCUGUGCUGCUCUAUGUCAAGUGUUUCAGUCAAGAUGUUCCCAAAGACUACAGGCACGUCUCUCUUACUGGUGUCAAGCAAAGGUUUGAAGAUGAGGUCUACCAACAAAUCAGUAAAGAAAAGGUGAUGGACUUUAAAGAGCUCUGUCAGAUUUUGGAGAUUCCUGAGGUGGAACCUGAGAUGGAACCUCCCAGUCCUACUAGUAGCCAACCAGCAGACAUACACACUUUCAUGGCAUCUCCUUCAAGCACCAACAAAAGGAGACGCGAUGACAGCAUGCAGGCCAACAGAGGCAGCUUGGUGGCCACGCCCACCGCAGAAUUGUCCAACCAGGAGGAGAUGUUGCUCGGGGACAUCCUAGACUGGAGUCUGGACUCUUCCUGUUCUGGUUAUGAGGGGGACCACGAGCAAGACAGCGAUGCAGAGAAAGAUGGUGAUGCCUCUAUGAUAUCCAUCAAAUUACACCCGCUGACUGACGCAGAUGCCGAUGCCGGCCUCCAGCACUGCCGGGCUCUGUCCAGCGACGAGGAGAGCUUCUGUGAGGCAGAAGCCGGGGUUGACAAGGAUUGUCAAGAAUCCCUCUCCUCAUCUACAAACAUGAACACUUCAGGAUAUUCGUCGGUCCAGAGCAUCAGCCCCUCGUCCACGUGCUCGUCCUCCUCCCUCAUGCCCUGCACAUUCAAAACCUUCACCACCUCCCUGGGCGGAGCCUCGGCUAAUGCCAAGCCGGGCUUCCGGCUCUUAGUGCCCAUGCAGAGACCCCGGGGCGCCUCCACCAAGCAAGUGAAAAGGAAGAACAUAGCAGCUCAUAGUGGGGGCGAGGUGGAGAGGCAAGAAGAGGAUCUGGAUGGUGAGGAGGAUUAUACUAAUGCAGGGUUUCUGAGUUUGUAGACCGGGAUCUUUCAACGACCCUGGCCUGCUCACUGGCAAGGCGGUUCAGUUUUUAGCCUCCAGCACUUUUCUUUUGUUCUUAACAUUCUCUUUGCCGGAGACAGUCUGGAGGGAGAUCAGAAGAUGUUUACCCUACAAGACAAGGGAGAGGAGGAAAAAGCACGAAUAGAAACUGCCCAGAGACUUGCCUUUCUACAACAUUACAUUUCAUUUACAUGUUUACAGACAUGGACCAAUGAAAAUACCUCUUAUACGCAAACACUCGUAAUCAGCUCUGAAACCACUGGAAAAUGACUUUGCUCAGGAGCCUGGUACAGUCGUUACCAUUUCACUUGUUUUGCAGCCUCCUACAACAGCCUCUCAGAUCACAUUAAAUAGCUGUAAAAAGAAGUGAAACCUAAUGGAUUUGUUUUGUUGAGGGGGAAAGUGUCCAUUGUUAUUUAAAUCCACAGCUGUCGUGUUGUUGUCUGUUUUGGGUAUGGUAGUCUCUGAUGUGUCUGUACAAGAACCAGUCUUGUAUUUGGUGAACUUAUAAUUAUAUCUUUAUCAAAAAGGUUUGAUUACUGUCAUCUAAUUGAAAAUGUCUGCACCUGAAGCCAAAAAAAUGAUGUCAAUCCUCAUGUUCAGUUUUGUCAUUUGUAUGUUUGCCAAAGGUACUGUGAUGCCAUUUGUGUCUUCAGGGUCACACUUAAAAAAAAGAAAAGAAAGAAAAGGCUGUGAAAUUAGUAAUUUAAUCGGCAUUGACUGCAGUCCAGCUACUGCUGCUGAUUAAUGCUUUAGUUGGUUUGUGGCACUAAUGCCAUCAGUAACUCCUCAGAGACUGCACCUUAAUCCCUAAGGUGUGCUGAUAGUGGAGCCAAAUGAAGCAUCACCUUUUGGAUGAGGCUCAUACAACUCUCACUUUAAUACCCAAACUGUGGUCGGUGCAGGCAUAAGUAUCAAGCUUGAAUGUAUUUAGGCACCUGAUGCAAAAUGACACCCAAACAUGCUGAUGGGUUUUUACUUCUUACUACCUUCUGUCUGAAUCAGGUCAAGCACAUCUGUCAUCACAAAUGCAGUUCAAUGUGUAACUGGUCUCACACUUGAAUGAUCAGUGUUGAAGUUUAUUUUUUUAUGAAUUCACAUUUCUUUCUUGAACAUAAAGUUUAGACACUAGGAGAAAUGAUUACUUUUAAAAGGGUUUUUAAGUCCUGUUCACCUGAUUCAGGAUACAGAGUAUAUAAUGACUGUGACUGACUGUAAAUACAUUAAGAACUGUUACUUCAGACUGGUUAUCUCCUGUGUUAUUCAAAUGUACAUAUUGCUGUAUGUAUGAGUGGGGGUGUAAGACAAAGAACAUACCACUACUACUUGAAAUUGUGCUUGCUUCAUUCCAAAAAGGUAGGUUUCUUUGUCAGAACAAAUUUCCAACAGUGUUUCUUACCGGAUGUGAUGUGAAUAUGUAAUUUUUGUACUAAGUUCAAAUAAUAAUAAAAAA